CCGUCGCCGGUCGCCGCCGUGUUAUUAUUAUUAUUCCUCGUCGUCGUCGUCGUCGUCGAAGGCCAUUGCCGCCGUCGCCGCCGCCGCCUCUGUCGGGCCCGAGAGUUCGUAUAUUCCGGUUGCACACGGUCGACCACUAGCCGCCGUCGCCACGCAUUCGUCCGGACACUAUUACGUCGGCAGAACGUAUCCCGCGCGCGCGCGUAUACGAUGGUUCGACGCGGACGCGAUUGAUCGAACAGUUAUUCAUUUAUUGCUGUAUUUUUUUAUCCAGUUUUUAUCCUUACAUAAAGAGUGUGCGGUUUCUUUUUUGUUUUUUUUUUGUAUUCCAUCAACAAGUUGAAAGUUGAUCGACUACCCUUGACGAUUCACCCGCGAGGAUAAUACUUUAUAGUGCAGCGCUACUCAAAUACUACGCCACAUUUCACCUACGCGCAGCUUACGUAUAUUAUUGUAUACACUCGUCGUGACACAUCGGUGAUCUGCAGUGCGCCAUGACUACCAGCCGGCACGCGGUCGCCGCGUUCGCCACCCUGGCGGUCGUCUGCUGUUCUAUGCUCGUCGUCGUUCGCGGCUACGAAUCCGGCGCGCCGGUGCUGACGUGUCGCACCAUGAUCCCGGGUCACGGCAAAGCGGCUCAGGUGUCUGCCGCCCCGUACAGGAUCGUGGUGUCGGAGAACGUCACGUCCUCGAGGGUUCGCGUCACCCUGACGGCGCCCCGGCCCAACGACUACUUCAUCGGGUUCCUGGUCGAGGCCCGAACGCCCGGGACCGGCGAGGAUGCCGUCGGAUCGUUCGUCCAGGUGCCGCAGGACUCGCAGACGCUCGACUGCAACGAAGUGAUCAGCUCGGGCGUGACCCACAGCAGCAACACGAAAAAGAAGUCAGUAGAAUUCGAUUGGGAAGCACCGAGAAACUUUAACGGACAAGUGAACUUUGUUGCUACGGUGUUACUUGAUUACGAAACAUUUUGGGUUGGUAUAACUUCGACUCCAGUUCAGGUUAGCAGUGCAAAAGGCGGGCCUUCGGAUGUCGAACCUAUUGAAAUCGGCAGAUCAGAAAAUGGUCUCAGAGAAAUCGAAGCAAACAUUUACGAUGGUUGUGGAAAAACUAAAAACUGCGUCGGAGCGCCUCUUGGUUGCAUUCAAACGAUGAAUUGCCGAGCGGUUGUAGCUUUGAUGCCGUCGAAUGACAAAUAUCAGUUUGAAAUGAUGGCCCGUGAUAGCCAAUACGUGGCUUUUGGACUUUCGGACGACAACAAAAUGGGAGGCGAUGGCGUUGUCGAAUGUGUUCAUGAAGAAAGUGGCCGGAGCAACAGUGUAAGUGCUUACAAAUCGUGGAAUGUUCCCAAUCGAAAGCAAAAUCGACGCGUUGAGGACUUGUCGGGCGUGAAUUUGGAAAGCGCAUCGAUCAUCGACGGUGCUAUUUACUGUAAGAUUGUCGUGGAUCCUGUUUUAAAAAUAGAAGACAACACGUAUGACUUAGAUAACAAUAAUUAUUUCGUCCUUCUGGCUGCCGGUGCCUCGUUAAAAACUUUCAGCGUUGGUUACCAUGAUGUAGCAUUCAUAAGUAGCCCCGACAAGAGGAAACUCGGUCAGUUGAGAGCGGCUCGUGUAAUGGACCCGUUUUAUGACAACUGUGGUCAGACGAAAACGUGUUUCGGAUCGCCCGAUGGUUGCUUGUCGACACAGGACUGCGCUGCCGUAACGGCCGUCAAAGUCGAAGGGACUAGGUACAUGUUUGAAAUGAAAGCCAGGAACGCUGCUUAUGUGGCCGUCGGUAUCUCGGAUGAUCAGAAGAUGGGAGGAGACAGCGUCAUGGAAUGUGUCCACGAAAACGUCGGUACGAACCUAAUCAAAGCUUAUAUGUCAUGGAACGUUCCUAAUCAAAAGAGUAACAAACGUUUAACGAGCCAAAACGGACUUACACUAUUAAAUUCAUCGUUUAUCGACGGCACGAUUUACUGUAACGUUGUGCGGGACGCUGUCACUAAAGUGGAAGGAGUUAAUUAUGAUUUGAUCAGAAAUAAAUACUUUUUAUUGAUCGCCGCCGGUACAUCGUUAAAAGAACGGAGUGUAGGCUACCAUGACUUGGCCUAUACCUCAACCGCGGAGGCGAGUGCGUUGUCGGAAAUCAAGUCACUGAGAACCUCGUCAAAGUUGCUUUUGAGGUUACACGGAUCGUUUAUGAUUGUCGCAUGGAUUGGAGCGGCCAGCAUAGGUAUUGUCGUCGCCCGGUAUUACAAACAGACGUGGGUCGGAGGUUCGUGUUGUUCCAAGGAUUUGUGGUUUGGGUGGCAUCGUUUGUUGAUGAUGUUCACUUGGAUCCUUUCGUUGUCCGGGUCGGCUUGCAUAUUCGUGGAACUCGGCGAAUGGGUGUCCGGUCCCAGUCAAACGCACGCGCUUUUGGGAGUCGUCACUACCGUGUUGGCAUUUUUCCAGCCGAUUUUCGCAGCGUUUCGGCCUCAUCCUGACUCGUCGAAGAGGCCGAUUUUCAAUUGGAUCCAUUGGCUGGUCGGAAACGCAGCUCAUAUAUUCGCCAUUUUAACCAUAUUUUUCGCCGUCUCGCUUAGCAAAGCCGAACUUCCUGCAUGGAUGGAUUGGAUACUAGUAGCUUACGUAGGCUUCUACGUUAUUAUUCAUUUAAUAUUGUCGAUAUCCGGUUGCUUGAGUGAAAAAUCGGGAAGCAUGCGCAUAAACACGUUCCCCAUGAAAGAUCUUCACAACGGAAGGAAUCCAAUGAGCUACGAACAACACAAAGAUGCACCGCAUUCUGGAUUCCGAAAAUUCUGGCUGUUCAUUCAUGUGCUGUUUAUUGUUUUGAUAACAUCAGUCUUAGUGUUAAUUGUUAUUUUUGCCCCGAUUGAAACCAAGUUAAAUUCUCUCCGGGAACAAUUCAGCUAAGAGUUAUCAAAAGCUUUUGUAAUAUUUGUACUAUAAAUUUAAUUUACUUUUAAUUGAUUUAUUUUUUAUAUUAUUAUUUAUUAAACCAAAAUAAUUGUUUUAAAUACAGGAUUUUACAUAUUGCCUGAAUAUAAUGUACAGAUAUUCCAAUUAUUAUUUUACUAUGUUGUAGUAACCUACUAAAACACAGGUUGUUCGAAGCUUGUUUUGUAUUAUGUACCAUGUUUACAUGACUUGAUGUAAAUCCUUUUUGUAAUUCAUUGACCAUUGUAACUCGUUUUAUUAGUCUACUUAGAUUUACAACAUUAUAUACGUAGGUAAAUAGAGAAUAUAUUAAAAGGAUAUAUUGGUGUAAUAUUUAUUUUACAACAAAGGCGUUAUACAAAAUAUUACAUUAUUAUAUUAUCAUAAUACAAAAUUACAUAGAUAAUGUUAUUAUGUAACAAUAUAGCUAAUUACUGUGCUAAAAUAUGAAAUUCAAGGAAUUUCCAAGUUAAUCUUACAAAAUUCGGCGCCUACCUAAAAACUACAAAUUACAAUGGUAUUAUUUAAAAACUAAUAUUUCAUAAGAAAUAAUUAAUAUUUAUACAAUAAUAUGUUUAUUAGAGUGACCGAUAUGUGUUUAAUAUAAAAGUUGCGUUAUGAUUGACUGUUAAGGGUUUAUAAAACGCAACUUAUAUUUUUUCAAAAAUGUAACGUUUUUAAAUAUAUAUGUUUACAUGAUAAUAGGUAAUAUGAAAUAAAAUUAUUUUAUGCAGUA
Molecule: messenger RNA, 3663 nt
Organism: Aphis gossypii (cotton aphid)
Lineage: Eukaryota; Metazoa; Arthropoda; Insecta; Hemiptera; Aphididae
Product: putative ferric-chelate reductase 1 homolog
Exons: 14
Coding region: 495-2903 (802 amino acids)
Molecular function (GO): oxidoreductase activity, acting on metal ions
Source: RefSeq, a predicted model, not a curated record